UGGUAUUUGUUAUGACCAGGGACCUUAUGUUCAUUCCACUUCUUUCUCCUCCCAUAUCUAUCUCUUUUUUUCACUCUUUAACAUAUGAUAAAAAUUUACCACAAAGUUUUCAUUACGAAACUUCUAAUCAUUUCUUCUUUUGUUUGUUUCUCUAUGAUCAUGUGGGUAGAUAUGUGAUGGCCUUUCUCAUGCAUGUGCUUCCCUAGUGCGACAUAUUACAUGGGCUACUACCAUUUUCGUGAUUCUGUAUGAAUGUUUGUAUAAAUAUGAUUGUUCUAAGGUACACCAAUUGGGCCAUUUUCAAGAAAUUUUUUUGAUGUUCACAUAUUACUGAACUCAAAUCACCGAAAUAUUUACGCGGGUUGUUAUCUAAAAGAUAAAAAAUGACAAGGGGAGCUGUGUAUGUAGCUAUUGCAGCCGCCAUUGGAAACAUGUUACAAGGAUGGGAUAAUGCCACAAUCGCAGGAGCUGUUCUUUACCUCAAAAAGGAAUUCCAUUUAGAAACACAACCUACAAUCGAAGGGCUAAUCGUGGCAAUGUCACUAAUAGGUGCUACUGUGAUCACAACAUUUUCGGGAUCGGUAUCAGAUGCCAUUGGAAGGCGCCCUAUGCUCAUAGUUUCUUCAUUUUUUUAUUUCAUUAGUGGUCUAGUAAUGUUUUGGUCACCAAAUGUUUAUGUUUUGCUAGUAGCAAGACUUCUUGAUGGAUUCGGGAUAGGUUUGGCUGUGACACUUGUGCCCCUUUAUAUUUCCGAAACUGCCCCUUCAGACAUUAGAGGACUAUUAAAUACUCUUCCACAGUUUACGGGUAGUAUUGGAAUGUGUUUAGCAUACACUAUGGUGUUCUUUAUGUCACUAAAAUCUGAUGCUAGUUGGAGGACAAUGCUCGGGGUCCUCUCUUUACCUUCCAUUGUGUACUUUCUAUUGGCGGUGUUUUUCUUGCCUGAAUCUCCAAGGUGGUUGGUGAGUAAAGGUAAGAUGGACGAGGCUAGAAUUGUUCUGCAAGCGCUUCGUGGAAAAGAAGAUGUCUCAGGGGAGAUGGCAUUACUAGUUGAAGGUCUAGAAGUAGGAGGUGAAACGUCUGUAGAAGAGUAUGUGAUCAAUGCAGACAAUGAGCUUAGUGAUGAUCAUGUUGAAGAGAAAGAUCAAAUCAAGUUAUAUAGUGCAGAAGAGGGACAAUCAUGGGUAGCUAAGCCAGUUAGGGGUCAAAGCUCUUUGGUUGCAGCUUCUAGACAUGGAAGUAUGGCUGCACAUAUGAUGGAUCCAAUGGUAACUUUAUUUGGAAGUGUCCAUGAAAAACAGAAUGAAAACGGAAGCAUGAGAAGUAUGAUAUUUCCUAAUUUUGGAAGCAUGUUUCACGGAGAACAGCAAAAACCUGAAAAUUGGGAUGUUGAGAGUAAUCAUGACAAAGGAAAUUUAUCUGGAGAUGAAUCUGAUGAUAAUAAUCUCAAAAGUCCAUUGCUAUCGCGUAACUCAACAGGUGUAGAUAAAGACAUGAUUGCCCCUAUAUCGAAGAGUAGUAUGUUAAAUGCUAGGCAGCCUAGUGAGACGACUAAUGCCAUGGGGAUUGGUGGUGGCUGGCAGUUGGCCUAUCGAAAGACCGAAGAUGGGAAGAAAGCUGGGGGCCUUCAGAGGAUCUAUUUGCAUCAAGAGGGUGGUGCUGAAUCGAGACGUGGGUCCAUUGCUGCACUCCCUAUUGCAGGUGAUGGUGAUGCAGUUCGAGCUUCGGCUCUUGUGAGUAGAUCUGUUCUUUGCUUAGAUGACGCAACGGGUCAGAACCCAAUCCAGGCUGGUGUGAUCAAGGCACCACCAUCUACGAAACAAGGAUCUAGUUGGGCUGAUCUUGCUGAGCCUGGUAUUAAAGAAGCAUUGAUUGUUGGUGUUGGGAUCCAAAUACUUCAACAGUUUUCGGGCAUAAAUGGGGUUUUGUAUUAUACCCCUCAAAUUUUGGAACAAGCCGGGGUAGGACUUCUAUUGGCAAACAUGGGAAUCGGUUCAGAAUCAGCUUCUUUUCUCAUCAGCGGUCUAACAACUUUCUUGAUGCUUCCUAGUAUUGGUGUUGCCAUGAAGCUUAUAGAUGUAGCAGGACGAAGAGCUCUGCUGCUAGCUACACUUCCUGUACUUCUGGCAUCACUAAUUGUUUUAGUUUUGAGCAAUAUUAUCGACCUGGGGUCGAUUCUCCAUGCGGUCAUCUCCACCAUAAGUGUUGUGGUAUAUUUCUGCACUUUUGUGAUGGGCUAUGGACCAAUCCCCAACACACUUUGUUCUGAGAUAUUCCCUACUCGUGUUAGAGGUCUUUGUAUCGCCAUCUGCGCACUUACAUUUUGGAUAGGUGACAUUAUUGUUACUUACACACUUCCAGUGUUGUUGACCACCAUUGGCCUUGCGGGUGCUUUUGGAAUCUAUGCAGUUGUGUGUACCAUCUCUUGGUUUUUCGUUUACUUCAAAGUGCCAGAAACAAAAGGCAUGCCACUUGAAGUUAUUACAGAAUUCUUUGCCAUGGGUGCUGCUAAUAAGAAAUCAAAUUGAUCAAGUUCAGAUCAGAAACAUUAUCGUAUCGACAGAAAGCCUUAUGAUGGUAUGACAGAGCUUGAGAUGAAGAAUGAGUGUGCUUAGAUGCCGAAAAGAAGUGAAAUAAAUUUGUUACAAUUCACAUCUUAUUCUGUAUCGAAUUUUUUUUUCCUCGCCUUUAAGUUUCAUUUUGUUUGAGGUUACAUACUUUAUACCAUGAUUAGUAUUGCAUGUCUUUCAGCUUUGUAUGUCCUUCACUUUAACAGGUACUAUUUAACUACAAUUAUUAGGUGGUAAGUUCUUGGAAUAUAUGAUGGUGUGUACCACCAGAAGCAUAUUUUUUAAAA
Messenger RNA from Erigeron canadensis, 2857 nucleotides. Its product is annotated as monosaccharide-sensing protein 2-like. Gene Ontology annotation, molecular function: myo-inositol:proton symporter activity. Gene Ontology annotation, biological process: transmembrane transport. Gene Ontology annotation, cellular component: membrane. Bases 384 to 2528 code for a protein of 714 amino acids. The transcript has 6 exons. Lineage: Eukaryota; Viridiplantae; Streptophyta; Magnoliopsida; Asterales; Asteraceae. The record is from RefSeq and is a predicted model, not a curated record.